CAAUUAAGGCAUGAGAACUUGGUGAACCUGCUGGAAGUCUGUAAGAAGAAAAAACGAUGGUAUCUGGUGUUUGAAUUUGUAGAUCACACAGUCCUCGAUGAUCUUGAGAUGUUUCCUAAUGGCUUGGAUUAUAACAAAGUUCGAAAAUACUUAUUUCAGAUUAUAAAGGGGAUAGGAUUUUGUCAUAGUCAUAAUAUAAUACACAGAGAUAUUAAACCUGAGAAUAUAUUGGUCUCCUGUUUGGGAAUUAUCAAACUCUGUGAUUUUGGAUUUGCUCGAACGCUGGCAGCUCCUGGCGAAGUUUACACAGAUUAUGUGGCAACUCGGUGGUAUCGAGCUCCUGAGCUGUUAGUUGGUGAUAUCAAAUAUGGCAAGGCUGUUGACGUGUGGGCCAUUGGCUGCCUGGUAACUGAAAUGCUUACAGGAGAGCCCCUUUUCCCUGGAGACUCUGAUAUUGACCAAUUAUACCAUAUUAUGAAAAGUCUAGGUAACUUAAUUCCAAAGCACCAGGAGUUAUUCUACAAGAAUCCUCUCUUUGCUGGAGUGAGAUUGCCUGAAAUCAAAGAGCUGGAACCUCUUGAAAAACGAUACUCGAAGCUUUCCGUUGCAGUCAUAGAAUUUGCAAAGCAAUGUCUACAAACUGAUCCAGAGAAGAGGCCAUCUUGUAAUGAGCUGCUGCAGUGCAACCUCUUUAACAAAGAUGGGUUUGCUGAAAGGUUUGUUCAAGAACUUAAAGUCAAGAUUCAGAAAGAAAAAGAACACUCUUUACCCAAGAAAUCAAGAACAAACAAGAAAGACAAAGAUGAUACAGGUGAUGAAAGAAAAAAGCUUUUAAUCCAGGAUUUAAAUGUAGAUUCAAAGUUCAGAGACUCCAAGCUGUUCAAAAUGAAAGUAUCUAAGGCUGACAUACUGAAAUCUGAGAGAUCAUCACAUAUGAGUUUCCUGUAUGAUAAUAGUGCUGGACAAAUUAAUGCAAUUCCAACAUAUCUGAAAGAUUCAAAUAAUAGUCUAGAAUAUGUGAAGAAUCCAAGCAUGGUAAUUCCUCCCAUUGCACAGAACUAUUCCACCACACCAUCCAGCAUCAGUGGGACCCCCACAAUAGGGACAAGAUUGGCAACUCAUAAUUACAGAAUUGAUGAGAAAACCAAAAUAUAUUUCAAUCCUUGCAUCAAGCAAGGCAAAAAAUCACCAGCAGGUCACUAUAAUGUGAACUUAACAGCAUCGAUGUCAAAAGAGAACAAUGCCAUACAGUCCCUCAAGAAAAAGUGGGAGUUUUCUAAAGCAGAUGUCCAUUUGCCAGAGCUUAAUUACAGCCAUCUCCCUGAACUCAAAGGUGUGGAUGCUUGGAGUUCCAGAUUUCUGAAGAAAGACAACAAAGUUGUUCCAGAGUCUCGCAUGCCAUCUCUUGCCACAGUAGAUCUUCAGAAUCCAGGCCUGGCUCUGCAUCAGAUAUCUGGAAGCUCCUUGCAAGAUACUUCAGAAGCCACUUUCCCCAAAGUAGGGCAUUAGUAAUAAGUGGAACCGGCAACUCUUACAUGAUUCCCACUGAUAUGCUCCUGCAGCACUUUUACACCCUUAUCAUGGAGGUACUUUGAAGUUGGGGGAUGGGGCGGCAGUUGCAAGUAUUUUGCUACAGCUAGGAUAAGAGUCACUCUCUUGUGAGAUGGGCAGCUAUACAAAUAUGAUAAAUAAAUAAAGGCAGUAAAAGGAAAAAAAUCAAAUUAUUUUAUAGUAACCAUGGUACUAAGACUGCUACUUCUUUUAUAACAUGUUGUGUAUGAACAAAAUAAUCUAUAAUUAAUCAUUUCAUUGAUCUUGAAGAUUGAUGGAAUUCAGCAGGAAAGUGUUGAGAGAAGGGAUCUCUAACAGUCGAAGAUACCAAUCUAAACAGAUUCAACAAUUUAAAUGAAAUUCUCCAAAUGUUGAACAAUUUUUCAAUGAUGAUUCACAUUUUCUACAGAAAAGCUGUCUGUCAUAUGUAAAUAUGAGCUGGGUUCACAUCAUACAGUAAGUCAGGCUUUUGAAAACAUGUUUUGUUUUGUUUUUUAAACUAGCUAUUCAUACAUCAUGGUAAACAGCAAACAAAUCAGACACAGGUACCGAUGGGGGCCAAAGUGGGGCAAGUGAUGAAACAUGUAUCACAACAUUGCAACACAAACUCCAUCCCUUAUAUACUUAUAUUCAUUUCAUUCAACAUUGCAAUACAAAUAUGAAAGGACAGAACAUGCAUUGUGACAUCCCAACACAUAUUUCAUAGUUUUGGCAUCAUCAUGGCUAUUUGUAGAUGCCUAUGAAAUUAUAUUAUGACUUAGCAUGAAGUAUGAGGUCAAGCAUGUAAGUACUUGGACAAGGGUAGGUGGAUUUUACAGCAUUGUGUUCCACUAAUAUGUAUGUUACAAGCAUCCAUUUUUGUUUUUUUAAUUUCAAACUCUUUGCUGAAUACUUUGCAAUUUGAAUUGAAGUCACAAAGAAAUCAGUAAUAUUUAAAUGACAGAAAAAAAGCGGGGCAACUUCUGUGCAUUCAAGAAGAGUAGGAUGAGGGCAUAGCUAUGUCAUAAGGCUAAGUUGUCAGAAUCAUUCCACCCUAAGGAACAAUUUGUGCACAGGGAGCUAAGGAUUUCUUAACAGAUUUUUUUUUCACUUUCACCAAACUGCAUUUCUUAAAAGCCUCUGGAGCAUACUGUUAAAUUAUAGCUGUGAGGGGGCAAAAUUAUCGGGAGGGUCAUUGACUUGAUACUCUGUUCUUUAGCUUUCUUUUAAGAACCUCGUUCAUUCCUGUAGAUAAUAGAAUUUUGGGCUAAUUAGCCUUAGCUCUAAUCUAGCAGGGAUCUUCUGUAAACCCUUAAAGUGAAGCAAAAUUAGUACAAAUUUCCAUUGAGAUAAACCCAGAGUGAAUUUGUAUCAGUGAAACUGUGGACUGAUUCUGACAAUAUAUAACCAUAAUAUAACCUAGUUUGUUUGGUUUUAGCUUAGAAUUUUGUAUGAACCCUAGCCAGCUGUGGUUUAUUCAAGAGAGCAUGGUUAUAUUAACUAUGACUGAAUACGGUAUGCAAACCAGGCCUAGUAAUGGUAUUUUAGGAAAAAGAGCAGAUUAUGCUUUGGUAUAAGAUAAAAUUAUUGCUUAAUAUUAUGUUUAUGCUUUUGGUUAAAAUUUAUCAGUUACAGCCCAUAUUUGUGGCAAUAUCUAUGACAAAUACUUUCCCUCUAUAUAAACUAACUUUGGAUGAUUUUGAAAAAAAACUAAGCAGGAUGUGACCUGGUUAGUACUUGGAUAAGAGGUUGCCAAGAAAUUGCAAGGCUGUAGACUAGACUGGGAAGUUGAAAAAAAUUGAUUCCCAGUCAAGCUCAGCACUGAAGUCACCAAGAAUCAAACUCAGCUCAAGGGAUACGUUUCUUUUGUAUAAGAUUUCUGCCAAGAUCAAGAGAAUGCUUGCAGUCAUGCAUAGCUCUUUGUUUAUCUAUUCAUCUCCUUCUGAUUUACACUGAAUUAUCUUCAUGCAGUUACAAGCAUGCAUUCAAGGAAAAUCACUCCCAAACUAUGGGAAAACAGGCUCUCUAUAAACUAGCCUUGCUCUCCAUUUACCCUUCAGUUACCCUUUGUCCAUGAAUCUAGCAUGAUGACAUGUUCAUAGUUCUUUAACACUGUGACAGUUGUAUGAAAAUUGAAGUUAAUGUUAUUUGAGUAGUAUUUUCUAUUUACCAUCACUGUACCCAAAUAAUGUGAAUUGAUCAUAGGCUUUUCUAAAGCAUUCUUAAUAUAAGACACAUCAUUGAAGAUGCUUAAAAAGUAUGUUGUGAAUAUCAGUGUUGUUUGUAUAUAUUUGCCUUUAAAACUCUUCUCAACGCAUUUGGAAGUUCUGAGCAUUGUUACUGUUUUGAGUAAACAGAUAUACGACAUUUUUAACUGCCAGAUAAUAAUAAAAUUUUAAUAAUUAUUAUUAGAAUACCAGUGGUAUUUUGUAUCUAUACCAAGGAUGGGCAUUCUGAGCACCAUGUGGGUGCCUCCCCACCCACCAGCUUCCCAUUGGCAGCCUCUCUAGAUCUCCAGCAAAACUGAACGUUACAGAGCCACUGUUUUUCUAUUUUGGUGAUUUGGAGAAAUUUAAAUGGCAAAUCCAGUGCUUUGUGGUACCAACUACACUGCUUAAAAAUGCCUACAUCUCCCCCUACUCCCAGGUAUUUUGUGAGUAGAGGCAAAAUAGGCCCUUAAGUCUCCACAAGGCUUAAGGUAGCAGUUCUAACUCUUAACCCCUUCACCAAAAAAGUAAAAGAAAUAUGUAUUUAAAAAUUUAGACUGUCCACAUUGUAAUAUUACUGGCUGUAUCUCCUAAAGAUACCUAAAGGCAGGCCAAAAAAAUUACCAACUCUAGUCUGCAAAAUAGACUUGCACUAGUUUAAUACUGAUUUCUUCUCUCCAGGAAAUACCAGAAACCGAUUCUGUACAUUGCUGAACAUUCAGUACUCCACAAGCUAGAGUUAUUUUUUAAAAAGGCACUUAAAUUUGAUCUGUAGAUGUGUCCUUUGUGUUUGCUAUUGCAAUGAGUGAUUUGGCAUGAUUUAUGAGAAAUGCAAAUUUGUUUUCUGAUACUGAAGAUGCUGCCUUAGAGAAUGAUGACAAUUUUAAGUUUUUCUUAUUUGCCACUAAAAGCUUUGUAACAGAUAAUGAAGGAGGGGGUUCUACAGUUAAGGUGAACCAUUUGGCGUUUGGCUGCUACUUGCUGGAAUUUGGAUGAGCAAAUUUUAUCUCCUUUGGCCUCAGUAUUUUAAUGAAAACAAAGCAAUUCUUUUAUAAAACAAGUGCUUUUCAAAAAUAUGGAUGGAUAUAGUUAUAUAUUAAUUAAAAAAAAACAGUAUGUUGAAUCAUAGCCAGGUCAGUGGUAAAAAUGCUCUUUAAUAUCAUAAUUGAGUUAUAUACUGCCCAGCCUAGAACUCUGAGUCUGUUGAUUGAAACUUAUGCUAUAAUAUGCAAUAUUCUUUUUUUCUCCCUUUCCCUUCUACUAUAUUUACAGUAUUUUAUCUUUCCAGUGUAAGAGUCUCUGUUGAAAAGGGCACUUCUUGAAUAAUUUAUAAAUGAGUCGGUAAGAUUUUAUAUAUUCUAACAAUACAUUAUGUUUAUGCUUGUGCACAGAUCUUCAGCCCAUCUGUCAUUGCUACAGAUGUGGAGAACUGUGACUGAUGCUAGUCUGCCCAUCUGCCCAGGGUGAUUUUAGUUCAUAUAUUUUUAAUUAAGGGAGUGGAAAGUAUUCCACCUAAAUGAACUUGAAUAAAAUUCAUUUAAAAGGGUAUCAUGUAAUUCUCUAGAUUCUGUUAAACUCCAAUUCCCUUCUGCCUAGCCAGCAUGAUCAGAUGUGAUGAUGAAGUAAACUACAGUCCAACAGUCUUAGAGGGCCAGGUACUGUUUACCCUAUUUUAAGCCCUGUAAAGAAACUUAAGGAGGGAGUUCUGAAGUCAAAGUGAUACUGCCUUGUUUGUUUAUAUAACUUGUGCACCUUAUUAUGCUAAGAUUUCUUGCUAAGGCCUACAAUAAUUAGGAAGAGGAAGGACCUGGAACUACAUCUAAGAAGAGAGCCAGUUUAGCAAAAAUGCACCUUUUGCUUCUCACUUCCCACUACAAAUGUCAUGAAUAAGAGCUGUUUUUUAAAAUAAAUAAUAGAAACUGCAGGAUAGAGAAAAGGCUUAAUUUGAGGUCAUAAAAGCAACAUUUGGAGCUUGGGGCAAUAUAUUUUGCUAUGCAAGUGUUACAGCGGUUUUUAAACUCCACAUAAACUGUUAAUAGUUUCCAUAAAAACGAAAACAAAUGUAUGAUUCUUUGUUUAUGCAUAGCAAGAUAAUUCUCUGAUUGUAUCUUUGUACUGGCAUGUAUGCAGAAAAUAAUAGGCUAUUACACGUAUUCUAAUCCACAAUAGGCUGCAUAGUUACCAGUGUAAGAUGGUAUAUAGCUAUUGUAUUAUAGGAGAGAGAGUGGAGGACUAUGAUUCUUGAAGGGAGAAUAGAAUUCUAAUGUAACAAAGGUUCAACCUGGUAUUUUUUAAAGAAAUGAUUUCUUCUGAUUAACUAAAAAUAACCAACAGCUGCUGCAGAAAUUAUUGAUGAGAACCAUUAAAUAUCUGACUAUACAGUGACAAUCAAAACAGAUUAAUGGAUUCUGUUACCUUCUCCUCAGUGCUUAUAGCCUGAGUUUGCUGCCUAUCCUCUUUCCCUCUCCAACUUGUCUUUUUUGCCACCUCAUCCCAGAUAAUAUGAUUUCUAUACCAGAUACAAAAUAGUAUAGUGGUAAAGAAUCUGCUUUAAAUGAAAAAGGUUCACUUCCAAGGGUCUGAGGUGGGCGGGGGGGCGCAGAACCAAGUAGGCUGAAAACUCUGGGAUACUGCUGGUGGUCAGCGUAACUAACUAUGACUGACUUGAUGGAGGGCAGCCUCCAAUGUUUCGGUGAGAUGAACAUAAAGUUAAAUACCUUAGAUAUAAACAAUUUACUUUUGAAUAAGUAUUGUUAAACUCUGCAGGCACUGUUUAUUUGACGCACCCUUGAAAAGAAUUCUAUUGAGGUUUGCUCCACAUAUAUCUAUAUUAUGCUGUAUAGGUAAUUUACAUCUGAAGUGGGAAACUUCUCUCUAGUGUCUCAUUCUUUCCAGAAAAAUUAAUAGGUGUCUAGAGCCAAAAGUGAAUGGGUCCUACAAAUUUCCUAUUUUUUCCCUCUUUUGCUCACACUUAUCCACUCAUUUCAUCCCUUGGUUGCAGUUCCCGGCCCCCAAGUUUUCUCCUAGGCCUUCUCUUUCUUUCUCUUCUUUUACCCCAGUAUUUAAGCCAAGAAUGCCCAAUCCAGUGGCCAAGGGCAUCAGUAUGUGAGGAGAUGCAUACUUCGAUUUUCUUAGAGUAUAUCCCUUGAAUUCAAAAGGACAUGUUUGUUAUGACUGAUUAAAGGGGAUUUGAUAGCGUUGUUUCUUUUCCAGCUAUGACUUAGAAAGUAUGACUUAUUUUAGGAGAAAAUACCUUCCUAUCAUCUUCUGUCUUAUCCCCUUUAUCAGAUAGGAAUAUUGUCUCUUAGUUUAGAAAUAACUUUCCAUUGGCAUGUAAUUUUUUAAACUGAUUAUUUGUUAAAGGAUGUGGAUAAAACAAUUCAGAGAUUAGACAAAUAAUGUAUAUAUUUUUAAAUGCAUCUACUGUCCAGAGAUAUUUUUAUAUUAGAUUUUGUUUUUAUUAAUUCACUGAUGGCAUUAUUUUAAUAUGUGAACUUUAUGAUACUGCUAUUAUAGUUUAUGGCAAAUAAACAUAAUUCUAUUUGUAGCAGAAAUAUCCAGCCUUUAAGAAAACAAACUGUCUUUACUGGGUGAAACAUAGGCCAAUAUUUAUGGUUGACCUGUCAAUCUAUGAGAAAUAGUAAGCUAAAAUUUUAAAAAAAAGAACCAGAUCUAUAUUCAGACAAUAAAUGCUGCCAUUUUUAUACAAAUACUGACCUCUUCCCUCUGUUACCACAAAAUACCAUUCUGAUUUCAACACUUAAAUAACCUGUAAUUUCUGAGCUCUGUGGCUUUGCAAUGU
Molecule: messenger RNA, 7539 nt
Organism: Python bivittatus (Burmese python)
Lineage: Eukaryota; Metazoa; Chordata; Lepidosauria; Squamata; Pythonidae
Source: RefSeq, a predicted model, not a curated record